UAGGUCUGCAGUGAAUUAAAAUGGUAUUUUAUGGUCCUAAAUUAAAAGUGACAUUCUGGGACCUGAAUUAGAGGCACUGUAUAGAAAUGAUGUCUCAGGACACUGGGCGUGUACUGUAAAUAUUCUAAACAGGUUGAAAAAAGACAUUUCAGGCAAGGUGAGUCAGAGGUAAAGCUAGUCCUGGUGCAGGUGGUGGAAAACAAACUCCUGGUGAAGCCAGCAGUACUUAUUUUAUAUGUCAAUAGAGACUUGAAAGAGGAAAUAGCAGUUUGCAGAUCAGAACAUCAUGGUUAAGUUUAACAAAACGUUGUGCGUUGCUGGUGCCAUACUUCUCAACAUAGCAGGUUCCCUCUGUCAGUUGGAUGUUUGUGGCCAAGCUCCCCUCAACACCAGGAUUGUUGGAGGGCAGGCUGCAAGUGAAGGAUCUUGGCCCUGGCAAGUCAGCAUUCAAAGUAGCACCUAUGGAGGCCAUUUCUGCGGCGGGAGCCUAAUCAAUAAAGACUGGGUUUUGUCUGCAGCUCACUGCUUUCAGAGCGUCUCCAAGUUUACCAUUACAAUCUACUUGGGACGUCAGAGCCAAUCAGGCUCAAAUCCAAAUGAAAUGUCUAGGAGUGUGAGUAAAAUUAUCAACCAUCCAGAUUAUAACAAUCCCAAAGAUGACAACGACAUAGCACUGCUCCAGCUCUCCUCUUCUGUGACAUUCUCUGAUUAUAUUAAGCCAGUCUGCCUGGCUGCUGCUGGUAGUCUAUUGGCUACAGGUACUUCUAGCUGGGUCACUGGAUGGGGCACUCUCAAUUCUGGAGACACCCAGCUACCUGAUAUACUGCAGGAGGUGGAAAUACCAAUUGUGAGCAACAGUGACUGUAACAAUGCCUAUGGAGGUGUCAUCACAAAUAAUAUGAUUUGUGCUGGACUGUUAAAUCAGGGAGGGAAAGACUCAUGUCAGGGCGACUCUGGAGGUCCAAUGGUCAAUAAAAACAGCUCUCUGUGGAUUCAGUCUGGCAUAGUGAGUUUUGGUUCAGGAUGUGCUGACCCCAAAUUUCCUGGUGUGUAUGCGAGAGUGUCUCAAUACCAGGACUGGAUCAACUCUCAGAUAACUAGCAACCAGCCAGGAUUUGUCAAAUUUAUCUCCAGUGGAUCCAGCAGAGGCUCACCCAACCUGCUUUCUCUCACAUUCACCAUCAUCCCUUUAAUCUUCUCCGUCUAUCUCUUUUCUUAAAGAUUAGCAUAUUUUAAUAUUAUUUAUCAGAGACCUUUGAUAAAAAAGGACAAUUGUGCUGUACACACUCUUAUCAACUGGAUAUAAAUAAGGAUAUAUAUUUGUCAUGUAUUUUUGAUAACAUUUUAAAAUGUAGCAUUCUUUAAAAGGCAAUGUUUUUAUUGAGGCAUGUUUAUUCAUUUUAUAUAUUCAAAAUAUAUAAAAGAUAAGAGCUUACAAUAAUAGAGUUAUAAUCUUUUGAAGUUCAGAAUGAUUGUAAAAUCAGGGUACAGUGCACUGAUCUGAUAUUUGGCAUAAAUAUGAGAUAUAAAUUAUGCAUUUACAAUGUACAGCCAAAUAUUGUCCUUGGUCAGAAUGGUUAUUUUAAAAGGUGAAUUUUAUUGAGCGUGUUUAGGCCAACAUGCAAUGUCCUGUAAAUGCCUUAACUGGUAUUCCUUUAUCUGGGAAAGGCAAAAUACAAUUUGAGCAAAUCAUCACACCAUUCACAGGUUUGAAUCCUUGCAAUUAUUAUUUUUAUUUAUUUAAAAAAACUAGUUUAAAAAUGUCUCCAAUGAGAUAUUAAACAUUCUGAUAGUUAAUGCAGAUGAAUGGAGGAUUCGGUUUUCUGUCCAUUGACACGAACCUACACAAAUGCACUGCAGCACUUUUGUACAUAGGCAAGAUUUUGAUUUAUAAUAACACUUCCUUGUUGAAAAGACCAGCAUUACUUGUCAUCACCAUUGGACCAAGCUUUUUAACAAGCUAAACCAGCAACUAGUUAAGUUUUGCUGGUGAACAUCAUGGCUAUUGCUGGUUCAUCAGCUAUGCAAGCCAACCUUGACUGGCAUGGAAAAGAUUCAGCAGGGUUAUUAUUCCAUCUCAGGGACUAACCAUCUGUAGCCAACUGCUUGUGCUCUGCAAUGUAAUCAGAGAUAUUGUUUAUUGAAAAUGUACUUCACUUUAAUCUCUUCACAGAAACAGAAUAAUUACAUAGGAAGGAAUUUGCUUGGAGAAUGUUGCAUGCUUUUCUGUAAAGCUCCUUUGAAACAAUGCGUUGUGAAAAGCACUAUACAAAUAAAAAUCACUUGACUUGUUCUCUUUGUCUGUAUGUAAAAUCUGCAUUGUCAAGCAUUUAAAUGAUGUUGUGUGGAACAUGGUGUCAAAUUACACUGUUAGCCGAACUUGAC
Myxocyprinus asiaticus (Chinese sucker) is the source of this 2385-nucleotide messenger RNA. Its product is annotated as trypsin-like. Gene Ontology annotation, biological process: proteolysis. The coding region runs from base 287 to 1219 and encodes 310 amino acids. The transcript is spliced from 6 exons. The record is from RefSeq and is a predicted model, not a curated record. NCBI's taxonomy places the organism in Eukaryota, Metazoa, Chordata, Actinopteri, Cypriniformes, Catostomidae. Gene Ontology annotation, molecular function: serine-type endopeptidase activity.